Cloeon dipterum is the source of this 880-nucleotide messenger RNA. RefSeq names its product thiol S-methyltransferase TMT1A-like. Gene Ontology annotation, molecular function: S-adenosylmethionine-dependent methyltransferase activity. The record is from RefSeq and is a predicted model, not a curated record. The transcript has 5 exons. Lineage: Eukaryota; Metazoa; Arthropoda; Insecta; Ephemeroptera; Baetidae. Bases 70 to 831 code for a protein of 253 amino acids.
AUUAUCUCUCGCAGUCAGUCUCGUUUAGUCUGGGCAAGGGAGACCAACGCCUUCUCAAAAUUGUCCGCAAUGGGCUUUUUAACCAAUCUCGGAGGUGCUGCCCUGCUGUUGUACGUGCUGGGCCGUAUUUUCAAGAAGCAGAUAUUUCAGUUUAAGGAAAGAAACUUCGCCUUGUUUAUCAAUCGCUUCAUGGGCUUGUACAAUGCGACUGCCAAGGUUCACAAGGAACGGCUGUUCAGCGAGUUGAGCUCAAUCAAGUCGCACGACCCCAAGCUGCAAAAGGAAGGAAAACUUCGUAUCCUGGAGGUUGGCUGUGGGUCCGGUGCGAACCUGGAGCACAUGCCCAAGGGCAGCCACCUCGUGAUGCUGGACCCGAACGAGUCGUUCAAGCCGCUGCUGGAGAAAAACCUGGCGGCGCACCCGAGCCUGAAAAUGGAGCGUUUCGUGCUGGGCAAGGUGGAGCAGAUGCUCGACGUGGCGAACGACAGCGUGGACGCGGUGGUGUGCACGCUGGUGCUGUGCUCGGUGGACAACGUGGCCCGCGCCCUGGCCGAGGUGCGGCGCGUGCUCGUGCCGGGCGGCAAGUUCAUUUUUCUCGAACACGUAGCAGCCGAGCGGGGGAGCGUGCUGCGAGCGCUGCAGUGCUUUUUGAGCGUGUCCCGAUUGUGGCCUUCAAUUUUCUGUGGAUGCGUCCUGAACAAAGAACUGGACGAACACGUUGCAAACGCUGGAUUCUCGUCAUGGAACACGAAACGCGUGGACAUUUUCAACCGAAAGAUGUUUUUAUUUCAUUUCAUUCGAUCGCAACAAGUUGGCGUUGCAAACAAAUAAAGCUGACAAUGAGCAGAUUUACACGAAUUGCUGUUCAUAAUAAAACUCA